This is a messenger RNA of Alosa alosa (allis shad), 1202 nucleotides long. RefSeq names its product follistatin-related protein 1-like. Gene Ontology annotation, molecular function: protein binding; calcium ion binding. Gene Ontology annotation, biological process: regulation of BMP signaling pathway; multicellular organism development; cell differentiation. Lineage: Eukaryota; Metazoa; Chordata; Actinopteri; Clupeiformes; Clupeidae. The record is from RefSeq and is a predicted model, not a curated record. The coding region runs from base 64 to 999 and encodes 311 amino acids. The transcript is spliced from 11 exons.
CUUGACCGCUUCUCUCCUCAUCUAUCCAGGACCGCUGUGUGGUAGACGUCGCUCUCCUCCAAGAUGCUCUGCUUCGUACCUUUACUCCUGGUUCUGUUACCAUCUCACGCAGAGGAAGUGUGGAAGAAAUCACAGGUGUGCGCAAAUGUGUUCUGUGGUGCUGGAAGGGAGUGUGCCGUCACAGAGAAGGGCGAACCAACCUGUCUGUGUGUUGAGUUUUGUAAGCCCAACAAACGCACAGUGUGUGGCAGUAACGGGAAGACGUAUCGCAACCACUGUGAGCUGCACAGAGACGCCUGCCUGACCGGAGUCAAGGUGCAUGUGGCCCAUGAUGGACACUGUGAGGAGCGAAAGACAGACAAGCCCGCUACAAGCCCCAUCGUUUGUUACCUUGCCGACCGCAACCAGCUGCGCAGCCGUGUGAUGGAGUGGCUUCAGGCAGAGGUGGUCCCUGAUGGCUGGUUCUCCAAAGGCUCCAACUUCUCAGAAGUCCUGCUCAAGUACUUUGAGAAUUACGAUAACGGAGACUCAAAGCUGGAUUCCACCGAGUUCCUCAAUUUCAUCCAGCACAACGAGACGGCCGUCAACAUCACCUCCUACAACAAUGAGGAGAACAACCGCUUGCUCAGGAGCCUGUGUGUGGAUGCCCUAAUUGAGCUUUCAGAUGAGAAUGCAGACUGGAAGUUGAGCUUCAAUGAGUUCCUGAACUGCCUUAAACCAGACUUCAACCCUCCAGAGAGAAAAUGUGCUCUUGAGGAUGAGACAUAUGAGGAUGGUGCUGAGACGCAGGUGGAAUGCAAUCGGUGCGUCUGUGCAUGUGGCAACUGGGUCUGCACAGCGGUGACCUGCGAGACAGGCCCAGAUGCACUCCCUAUGGAGGAGGCUGAGGGGAUAGACCAGGAGAUGACCGAAGAGGAGUGGACCAGGAGAGUGGCGGAGCUGAACAAACUUCAGGAAACAGUGGAGACCAUGAAAGUGAGCACUAAAGACAUUGUGUGAGGAAAAGAGGGAUGAAUAACAGUGAAAGAGCAGAAAGAACAGCGAGAGGAAAAUGUGCAGGGUGGCUCUUGGCCAUUCUUGUAUGACGGUCUGGAGGAGGACCAGUGGGUGCAGAGACAAAGAGGAAUAUUUAAUUGGUUAUCGGUUAUUUUUAUAAUAUUUUAAUUAUUUUUCAUGUGUACUAUUACUAUUGUUUUGUAUUU